AUGAUCAGGAUUGGCGUUAAACAUGGGUAUUAUCCUGCGCCUGUAGAAGAAACUUCACCAACUCAAAAUAAUAAUCGAUCGUCAACUCAAUCACCACCAUCUGAUUUACCAUCGUCAAAGAACAUCAAUAAGAUUAUCUUAUGUACACGAGGAAGAUGA
Molecule: messenger RNA, 159 nt
Organism: Entrophospora sp. SA101
Lineage: Eukaryota; Fungi; Glomeromycota; Glomeromycetes; Entrophosporales; Entrophosporaceae
Source: the annotation of a GenBank genome assembly